Exophiala xenobiotica is the source of this 3611-nucleotide messenger RNA. Its product is annotated as copper-translocating P-type ATPase. Gene Ontology annotation, cellular component: membrane. Gene Ontology annotation, molecular function: ATPase-coupled monoatomic cation transmembrane transporter activity; metal ion binding; ATP binding. Bases 52 to 3513 code for a protein of 1153 amino acids. The transcript is spliced from 2 exons. Gene Ontology annotation, biological process: monoatomic cation transport. The record is from RefSeq and is a predicted model, not a curated record. Lineage: Eukaryota; Fungi; Ascomycota; Eurotiomycetes; Chaetothyriales; Herpotrichiellaceae.
CUGUUCCUGAGAUCUGGACGAGAGUCUGUCGACAGCGCAUUUCCCCUCAAGAUGAUGAGCAAUUACAGCCCUUGUCAGCCAACAAGUAGCAAGUUCCAACAUGGAGACGGGUCAGCCACUGUCGCUCAAGGUUGUUGCGUUGAUUGUGGCAGUGGCCACAGAUCGUGCGACGAGACCUGCAUCCAAGCCAUUGCCGCCGGAGAUUGUCGCAGAAGCUGCGGUCCCUACGAAGAGCCCGCUACGCCCGUCCAUGACUACGCUGAGCCAUGCUGCGCUCACAAAGAUCAGAUCAGUCGUACCAUUCCACGCAUGCUAGACGCCAGCGACUUGGGCGGCGAACCCCUCCAGGAAUCAGAUCGCUGUGUCGAAAAGACACCUCCCCUGAAGAGCGUUGAAAAAGACAUGCGCUGUGUCAUUGAGAAAAACGACUGCCACACUGAUGGGGAAGGCGACCACUGUCUGAAGAAGGACGAAUGCUGUACCGCAAAGAACAAGAAGGUCGACUGCCCUGCUGACACGAAUCCGAACCGUGCGGACGAGAUGGUGUCCUGUAUCAACACUAAGCAUCACACUUGCUGCAGCGAUCAGCAAGAAACCGGCGCCGGCCAUGUCAAGGACGUUUAUUGCACUGCAAAGGAGAUCGUCCCUGACGUUGGUCAAGACAGUGCUCCUCGAGUACCACAUUCCGCGCCCUCAAUCGGCAGCCAAAAGCAUCCUCGCGCCUACGGAGCAUGUGAAAGUCAUCUCCAACGAGCCUUUGAUCAGUACGCACGCUAUCUCGAAACUGGCCGAUGCAUUUGCAGGAGUGUCCUCAGUCGACUCGACGGCUGCUGUGGUAACCCGGCGAUCAAACAGCCAGCUACCUCGAAUCCUACAAAGCCUUCGGGUCAUUCCAGCUCUGUUGCAACUCAAUCAAUGUCCGGUCUUCGUGCAAUCACGGGGAAGUCUUGCCGAGAGCCUUGCUGUGACGGGAAAAUUUCUCGAGGCAAAGUACGGAGGUCCUCUGACCCAUCAUCAUGUUGCCUGGUGCAGCCCCGUAUGAGCUCCUCUGCUCCUCCGAAAUUACCGUUGGCAGGCGCAAAAGGAGUAGACAUUGAGGGUGACGCUGCUCGCGAACAUGUCAUCCUCGGGGUCUCUGGCAUGACUUGUACUGGCUGCGUGAGGAAGGUCACCAAUGUUCUAAACCAUGUCAACGGUGUCUCUGGCAUCAAAGUCACGUUUGUAACAGGCAUAGCUGAAUUCGACCUCGACCAAAAGGUCGGCAGCCUUCCGCAGGUCGUUUCACGCACCGAGAAGGAAACUGGAUUCAAAUUCUUCCAGAUUGAGAGUAAGCAUCAGGACCUGGACCUUGUGGUUGAGUCUUCGGCCGCCCAACACGUACUUGGGCGGCUGCGCGAUAUGUGCGAAUCGGUGGAGAAAGUCAACAAGACUACUUACCGCGUCAGCUUUGACCCUGCAGCCAUUGGGGUCAGAUCGAUCCUCUCCAGUCUUCCAGGAGUUCGGCUCGCGCCAGCAGGGAAUGAUGUCAAACAGGCGGAGGGACGCCGCAAACUUAUCCGCAUGGCCUGGAGAACCACUUUGGCAGCAAUCUUCACCAUUCCAGUUGUCGUGCUGGCAUGGUCCAAUAACCAACUGCCCUACACUGCAAGUUCCGUGAUUGAAUGUGUACUUGCCACUGUUGUCCAAGCUGUGGCGGUUCCCGAAUUCUAUGCGGGCGCCAUUAGGUCUCUGAUCUAUAGCAGAGUUCUUGAGAUGGACAUGCUUGUGGUUAUCAGCAUCACAGCUGCAUAUGGCUACUCAGUCGUGGCCUUUGCACUGACGUGUGCCGGGUACACAUUGGCGGAAGAGGCAUUCUUCGAAACAAGCUCCCUCUUGAUUACAAUGGUCCUUCUUGGAAGGCUCAUUGCCGCUAUCGCAAAGGUCCGGGCUAUCUCUGCGGUGUCCAUACGAUCGCUGCAGGCAGAAAAAGCCUUUUUGUUCGAUGUGUCGAGCGGAGACACUACAGAGAUGGACGCAAGGCUCCUGCAACUGGGAGAUGUGUUCCUAGUUCCACCGCACAGCAAUAUCGUCACAGAUGGGGUCAUCCUUCGUGGCUCCAGCUCUGUUGACGAAUCCAUGUUGACUGGUGAAAGUCUUCCAGUACCCAAAUCUCCUGGGGAUCAGCUGAUUGCAGGAACCAUCAAUGGAGCAAGGGCCUUGAUGGUCCGUCUGACACGCCUGCCAGGCAAGAACAGUAUAACGGAUAUCGCUGGCCUAGUCCAGACUGCCCUGGGAUCGAAACCUCGUAUCCAAGACCUCGCAGACAAGAUCGCCAGCUACUUCAUUCCCGCCGUGAUCACCAUAUCUCUGAUUGUGUUUGCUGUCUGGAUUGCAGUCGCUCUCAAAGUCCGCGGAGAGGACGGUGGAGGAGCCGUGGGCCUGGCACUUACCUAUGGGAUUGCAGUCAUGGCCGUGUCCUGUCCAUGCGCCCUUGGUCUAGCAGUCCCCAUGGUACUUGUCAUAGCUAGUGGUAUCGCGGCUCGACGUGGAAUAAUCAUCAAGCAAGCUGAUGCAAUCGAAAGAGGCUACAAGGUCACUGACGUUAUCCUUGACAAGACAGGUACCAUCACCACUGGAAAUCUUGCGGUUACUCACCUACAGGUCUUCCCUCUGGGAGUCCUCUCCGAGGACGAGAUCCUCUCUGUCGCCAGGGCCGCCACCAAAGACAACCAACACCCUGUUUCCCUGGCCGUUUCCUUCGAGCUACGGAGGAGACAAGCGCAGAGUGCAGAAGUGGAGAAUUUGGAAUCUGUUCCUGGCGCUGGAAUCCGAUGCACAUGGAAGGGACAAGAAGUCCUGGGUGGAAAUCCUUUCUGGCUCGGCAUUGAGCAUCGUCCCGAAAUUUCUGGAUUGAUCAAUCACCGCAUGACACUCUUUUGUGUCACCAUAGAAUCGAACCCUAUAGCGGUGUUCGGGCUGAAGAGUACCCUUCGCGAAGAAGCUACUAAAACCAUUGCAGAUCUCCAACGUCGCGGUCUCGUUUGUCACAUCGUGAGCGGCGACCACCCGAAAGUCGUGGAGGAUAUCGCACAAGCCGUCGGCAUACCUUUCUCCAAGAUAGCGUCACGCCAGUCUCCCGCAGACAAGCAGAAGUACGUGCAGACUCUCAUGUCGGCCAAAAAGGUCGUGCUCUUCUGUGGUGAUGGGACCAAUGAUGCUGUUGCUGUUGCACAAGCCGACAUUGGUGUUCAGAUGGGAGCUGCAUCGGAUGUCACCAGAGCCACGGCGGAUGUUGUCCUGCUUGGUGGCCUUGACGGUUUGCCUGCUCUUCUCGACUUGUCACGGCGAUCGUUUCGCAGAAUCGCCUUCAACUUCGCCUGGUCGGCUGUCUAUAAUGUGCUCGCGACCUUUCUCGCAGCUGGCGUCUUUGUCAAGGUGCGCAUUCCCCCAGCUUACGCCGGUCUCGGGGAGAUUGUCAGCGUGGUCCCUGUAGUUGCUGCUGCUAUGACGCUUCUGAGGACCAGGCAUGAUUAGUAGUAGGUAGGGCCUGCGGAGAGGUAUCGAGUAGAAUGAGAGAUACUAGUAGUAGUACUCAGUAUUUGUAAGUAGGUAAUCAAUGAUCAUCAUGCCUG